Messenger RNA from Nicotiana tabacum (common tobacco), 2694 nucleotides. RefSeq names its product F-box protein CPR1-like. Lineage: Eukaryota; Viridiplantae; Streptophyta; Magnoliopsida; Solanales; Solanaceae. The record is from RefSeq and is a predicted model, not a curated record.
UUGUUGAUAUCAAAUACUGUGGAUGAAAUUGCCUUAUGGAACCCUUCAACGGGAAAAUACAAUAAGAUACCAGUUGUGGGGAUUACUGAAAACCAUGUGCAUGUUAAUUUUGGUUUUGGGUAUGAUGUUACUAAUGAUGACUAUAAGGUUGUUAGAAUUGUGCAGUUUUCCGGAACUGAAAAAGGUUCUUUUCCCUCUGAUGUUAAGGUUUUCAGUUUGAGAUCAAGUUGUUGGAGACGGGUUGAAGAAGAACUUCCUUAUUACCUCCGAUAUGAAGAUCAACCAGGUACAUAUCUUAAUGGUUCAUUGCAUUGGAUUGCUAGUGCUAAGAUGGAAAGACCUGCGAAUAAGUUAGAACCACUGAUUUUUGCUUUUGAUCUUGGAACUGAAAAAUGGGGACUCGUACCGCGUCCCCCUUAUACUGAUACGGGUUUCAUUGUGAGGUUGGUCGUAUUGGGAGGCUCUCUUUGCACAUAUAAAACCUACUUUAUAGAUGAUUGGGAAAAUGGGGAUCUUGUUUUGGACCAUGUGGACAUAUGGGUAAUGAAGGAAUAUGGAAUUAGGGAUUCGUGGGCUAUGCUUAUAUCACUUGAACAGCCAGAUAAGUGUAUUGGUCAUACUGUACUCCCACUUGCAAAUUCGAAGAGUGGAAAGGAAGUUCUUUUGGAGCAAGAUAAUAGGCGAUUCCUGUGGACUAGUAUUGAGGGGGACUCCAUAAAGAUUGUUGAUACUGAAAUUGGGAAUUUACGUGGCUUUCUACAUUUCAAUAGUUAUAUUUAUUUGGGAAGCCUCGUUAACCUUAGUUCCAAUAGUGAUCUGAAGAAACAGUUAAAUCAAGAUAAAGGAGGAAAUAAGAAAGCCCUAAAGAAGAGGGGAGAUGAUUUCCUUUCAAAGGGGUUCAAGUUGAAGCUUUGAGCAAUGAAUGAAGUGAAGAUUCAGAUGGUCAAGGUACCUUCUAUAUAUACCCUCUAUAAAAAAAAUAAGCAGGAUGUUCCUUAAUAUGAUUUUAGAGUUUAAUGGUGGCGUUGAUUUUCUCGAAACUUAAACAAAGCAGCAUUUGAUUCCUGGUAUUACCUCUUCAUUUUCUCUUAUGAAAUUGUUUUGGUGUAUUUCCAUGUUGCUUUUUGCUCAAUGGUGUAAGUUACUAUUUACUCCGUGCUUCUGUUAGUGUGCAGCUUAGUCUUAAAAAUUGUGUUGACAAGGAACUUAAGUAUAUAAGAAACUUAUUUUGGCAACGAUGGGUACAAAAAAUAAUCAUACAGGUCAUGUAAUGAAGUUAACUUAAACUUUAGUAGUCCAAGUGCAACUGAAGAGUCUGACCAUAUAAUUUUCUUUGCUUAACCUGAAGAACUGAAAGUAGCUUUCCACACUGAAGUGUACUAAUUAAAUUGCCUCACUUUUGUUACUUUCUUUAUCUUUGUUUGUUCUCUUCAAUAUUAAGAGUAGUGAUAUGCUAGUCCUUUCUAAGUUUUCAAUGCUUGAUCACAUGAUAAAAUCGGUUGCAUGCUUAAGUAAACUGGAAUUUCUAGAACUUGUACUUCGCUCCUUGUCAUAAUCAACAUGUUAUUGUUGCAUCUUAAGUUGGCUGCUCUCUCUCUCUCUCUCAUGAGUUUUCUCUUAAAAUCAAUCUGCUUGUGAUGUACAGAAGAUAAAAAAGAAAUAUUGAUGAGAAACCAUCAAAUAGUCGCAUAACAAAAUUGAGCCUUUUCACUAUUAUAAAAAAGAAUGGCCUUUUUUUCAUUAGCUCCAAUGACUAAAUAGUCUUCAGAUGGAUGAAUGGUGAAUCAAGAAUGGUAUAUUGAAACCCUUUCACAUUAGAUCAUGAUUUCAGCUGAUUCUAGCACUUGCAAAUAUGUAAUGUUUAAGGUUGCCCAUUUUUAUCAUUUUGAUGUUCUAUAGUUAAUUGCUCAAGUCAUAGAGUUUGCUGCUCCUAGCACAUGUAUUUGACAUUUUUUGGGGGUAAAAGUGACAAGCAUUUCUAUGAAUGGCAUAAAUUCCAUUUGGAGGAACCAGAUUUUGAUUGGUGAACUUUUUAACUGAAAUCAACUACUACAAGAUAGUAGGUCUUUCCUCAAUUAGAGUUUCCAAUUUUCCUCAUCCAGCUUCCUGGUAUGUUUCUUCUCCAUCAAUGACCUCAUCCUCUGGCUGCCUUCUUUUGAGUUAUCAGUAUGCAACUUAUAUUUCUAAACCUUUUAGGUUGGAUAUGGACAUACCUUUGUAGUUUUCUCAUUUUAAUUCAACGAGAAUUAUGUUUUUCCAUUGGAGCAUAAUAUUAAAUUUGAUUAACUGUGACUUCUCUGCAAGUUGUAACGUUGCCUAUGCUAUCCAGGCCAAGAUGGUUGACUUCUCUGCGAGUUGUAAGGUUGACAUAUUUGUGGGGUAUUAGGGCAUUUUAAAUUAAAUAUGCAGGUGAAGUAAUGGAUGGGAUUGGGAAGUUGGUGGCAGUGCUCUACCAAUUCUUUCCUGUGAAUAUGGUUAUAUAAGUAGUUGUUUCUUUUUUUUGGCAGGUUGUGUUUUUGAUGGUUGAACACUGAACGUUGACUUUAACGUCCAAUAUCCCUACUAUCCUUUGAUGUAAAUAGUAGAUACUUAUGUUUUGAUAUAUCAGUUUCCAGUCGAUAAAGCUGAUGAACUGUAUGGAAUUUACAUAUAUGCAUUUGGAAUUGUAAUGGAUUUAGUGAAUGGUCCACUUCA